Messenger RNA from Nasonia vitripennis (jewel wasp), 8073 nucleotides. RefSeq lists its product as uncharacterized. Gene Ontology annotation, biological process: endoplasmic reticulum tubular network organization. The record is from RefSeq and is a predicted model, not a curated record. Lineage: Eukaryota; Metazoa; Arthropoda; Insecta; Hymenoptera; Pteromalidae. The transcript is spliced from 9 exons. Gene Ontology annotation, molecular function: microtubule binding. Bases 3152 to 5326 code for a protein of 724 amino acids. Gene Ontology annotation, cellular component: endoplasmic reticulum tubular network; cytoplasmic microtubule; endoplasmic reticulum membrane.
AGCAACAAUCGAUCGAAGCUACCGUUAUAAAAUCUAGUGAGAGGCAAGCAAAACGACAAAAAAAAGUAACGGCAUGAAGGCUAUAAAAUCAGCAAAAGUGCGAUUCGAUGUCAGCUGAAUUCCGGCGAUCCGCAGUGUGAAAUCGCGCUAGGGAAAAAAAGCUCGAGACAACGCUUGGGAACGCGUCACUGAUCUUGACCUCUCGAGUCACGUGCCGCCGUGCGGCGUCGACCGCGAAGAAAGUCAAGAAUAAGAGAGCCGCUCGUUUCAAUAUAUAAUCGCUUUUCUAUUAACGCCGGACAUCUGAAGAGCCGAUAGCGCCCCACGUGCGUGCGAAUGAAGAUGGCGCGCUAUUGCCGCACGGAUUUAUAGUAGCCUAAUCGUGGAUGUCUAUUCAGAACAGUUUAUUUGUUGGCUUUCGAACACACACAGUGCAGACUCGAACGGUUUCAACAAAUUAAAAAUAAAAAGCUCCGGUUAUUUUUGUGAAAUAUCUGAAGCGAUCGUCAGAGAAAUUCUUUAGUUUCCGGCGCUAUUUUUACUACCUGUAUCGUUUGCUAUAGCUGAUGAUCUACGAAUUAAUAUAUUUUUUAAUUAAUUUUUUUUCCAACGAUAAAAUAUAUUACUAAAACCAAUUCAACCCCAUUUGAUAAAUAGUAAUCACCAUCACUAUCACCUAAAACGGGAGGACGGUGUAACAAAAGAAUCCCACCCGCGCCCAUAAUAACAAUGCGAAACGAGCGUCAGCAACAAAACAAGAGAGAAAAAGAGUCCUUUGCACGCAGGCCGCCGCCUCGGUUACGUAAUCAGCUCUGUACUUCGUAUGCCUUUGUGCUUCGACAUUGGCGCUAAUCAUCGAAUUACCUGGGAACGACGUAAUCGUCGCCGCUUCGUUCCUUCCCGGCAGUCGUCCGAAUCGGACGAGGCGUCGGUGUGUUCUAUACUCAGUCAGUCGAGCUGCCUCACUCGCGCGAGUCUCGUUGCUUUCGGUCUCUGUCGCCGUUCGGCUGAAUGAAUUUGUAAGGUGUCGCUGAUAAGUGUGUAAGUACGUGCGGGUGAGGUUGAGGAGAAAUGGCUGGGGUCAAAUCAUCAUUGCAGACAUUAAGGUGGCAUUUAGGUCGCAUAAUAGGUAUAAGUCCGGAAAGAUUGUUUUUCUUUCCUAAAUCACGGAGCGAUAAUGUUCUUCAGUUAUUAACAAUUGUUUCAAGCUUAAGAAGUACGUUCGCCAUUGUAAUUUUCUAUAGAAAUUCUUUGACUUUUCAGUUCGCGUAAGCCGACAGUAAGAAGUGGUUUUCAAAUAUUAACCGAAACGACUACUAUAUCUGAAAUCUUAUUCGUCAGAAAAUAUACCAAUAUGUGUGUAGCAGGAAAUAACGGUUGUUCUGUGCCAUUGCCAUUUUCACUAAUUAUAAUUUUGUUGCUAAAAAUCGAUUUCGUAAUUUCUUCUUAAAUUCCCCGAGUAAUCGAUGUCGUCGUAAGUAGUUUAAAAACUACAUCAUGGAAAAUUAUAGGGUUCCAGAGGAAGAGAAAUAUUUUUCUACAUCCACCUAUCCAAAACAUUAGAAGUAGAGCAAGAAAAUUAAGUAGCUGUCUUAGCCUAAAAAUGUCAAGAAAAAAAAUAGGUUUUUGAAGGUCCAGUUGAUGCUUGUAUUCAAGGGUAUUUUCAUAUUUGAAUAUCAGAGUCGAAGACAAUGGUCGCAUAUGGUCAGAUUAAUUAGCGAAAACAUGAAAUUAAAAGUACUAUAAUAAUCAAAAAGCAAAACUGUCGUACCUUCUUACGAAGUAUGAGAUGAUUAUCAAUUCUUUAUCUACGCAACAAAUAUUUUUUCUAUUGUGUCGGAACAGGGGUUGAAUAAUUUAUCGACAUAUUGCAACAACGUCGCAUAAUACUGAGAACCCAUCAUGACCGAAAGAUUGAAGGAAAGAAGUUGAGUAUAUAACAGUGAGAAGAAGCUCGGGAGGUAAUGGGGUCAAGAAGCCGAGAGCCGCGUGGCCCGCUUAAGCAUCAUCGCAAGCUUUUCGGCGCGUCGAGCUUGCUGCAACAGGCUUUCGCGGCCCGACGCGAAAAUAGUCAAGACAGAGACAGACAGAUAAAGUCGUGCUGAGUCAACGCAGACUGCGCAGCUCUUUCAGUCCUCGGCUGGAAGCUCACGCUGCCACUCGCAAAAGCUCUCGCGUGUGCUCUCUCCGCGCAGGCUUCGCUUUCUUUUGUUUUUGUUUUGUUUUAAUUUCUGCGCUUAGUAAAAGUUCGCUCUGGGGAGAUUUUCGAUAGUGACGUGUUUCGUGCAGGUAUGGGAAUCCGAAUUUUUGCUUGGAGUGUGGCUAAUUCAGUUUUGUGAAAUUCAGGUCGAUCAUUCCAUAAUGUUUCGAUCGAAAUUUGGAUUUUAUAAGCAUCAAACGAAAUUUUAAAGUGAAUUCCAAAUGACACAUAAUUCCAAUUCAAUAAAGUGAAUAUUGGACAUUAUACGGCACGCUAGCAUUAAUUGUAGUCCUAUUGCAGCAAAUUGGACUACUGCUGCAGUCGAGUAAAUCGUUUUUACAGUCCGUGUUUCAUACGUUUUAAUAGCACAAAUAUUCUAUUUUCUUCAUCGUUGAUUGCAAUAAAAUCUUUACUGACAAUGUCCGAAUGAAUUUUCACUCAUUCAACGAUGCAAUACAAUAUCGCAUUCGAGCAAUUUUCUUGUUUCACUUCCAUAUCGAUAAAAGAAAAUUGAAACUGAUUUCUUUUUUUCAAGUACUUUUUCAGUACACCACAAACUGAAAACCCUUUCACUCCAAACAAAAGUCUAUUCUCGAUGCCGCUAUUAAAAACGCAACAGCCAUCGACAACUCGACCCGCCCAUUAGUCUUACCAUCGAGUCCUUUCUAGCGCACAAGCCAACCUCGACAAUAAAAAUACUUGUACACUUACAGGCCGCGUUUGGCCGCUGUCGAAACCGAAAUCACAACAAGCGUGCUGUCGUUCGUAAUCUAACCUCGAAAAAGAAAACGCGCGCAGUCAUGCCGACGAAGCCCAGUUGUCGUCGGCGCUUAUGCCGAUUUCAUUAGGGCGAGGCGUUCGGAGCUUCAAAUGAACGUCGCCGCGAGACUUUGAAAGAUCAGUUCAGUCUACUUCAGCCACCUCAGUCCCUCGCUGAGAGUCAGCCCGAAAAUGAGCGCGCGACUAGAGAGCAGCAUGACGACGAAGAACUGCGAGGCGACCUGGUGGACUUCCGACGAAAAGCUCCUUACGAACGAGCGCAAGCUCAAGGACCUGCUGGAUAUCUCCUCGUCCAACGACGAGGAGUCGAUCCUGUGCAGCUUCGGCGCAUCGGGCGGCGCGACGAUAUCCCGAAUGCUCGCGCGAAAGAGCAUCGUUUGGGCAAAAGACUCGCUAGAACGACUGCCUAUUAGACUUACCCUGGAGAACGUCGGCGUUUUCACGCUGUUUUUGGCCCUGUUAAUGCCCAGGGCUAUUACUUAUUGGCUGCUGUAUCCGCUUUUCAGACUCGUCUUCGGGACGCUGUAUCCUGCUUAUGCCUCGUACAAGGCGGUGCGCACGAAGAACGUCAAAGAAUACGUAAAAUGGAUGAUGUAUUGGAUUGUGUUCGCGCUCUUCACGUGCGCCGAGACCUUCACUGACGUCUUUUUCAGUUUCUGGUUCCCGUUCUACUACGAGAUCAAGAUAAUCCUGGUGCUGUGGCUGCUGAGCCCGGCGACAAAGGGCUCGAGCAUCCUGUACCGUCGGUUCGUACAUCCAGCGCUGUGCAGACGCGAAGCUGAGAUCGACGAUGCCCUGGCCAGAGCCACCGAGCAGGGCUACACUGCAGUCCUGCAGCUCGGCAGCAAGGGCGUGAACUACGCCACCACCGUCCUCAUGCAGACUGCCAUCAAGGGUGGCGGUGGUCUGGUGCAACAGCUGCGCAAAAGCUACAGCCUUAGCGAUCUCACAGGUGAAAAGGAGGACGAAAAUCGUAACCACGAGCAUUUGCCAGACGAGGUUGAUCUAGACGAGCCUCGUCGGAGGGAGAGAAGCGGCCGGAGGGGCUACAGUCCUCGACGGACCCAGUCGAGCAGUAACCGUAUGGAGAUGUACUUCACUGAGGUCGACCUCGACGUGCGACAAUCGAGGUCUAGGGAGCCUGUAGGCAGUUUAACAAAUAUUAAGUCAUCGGAUGACAUAUCGAGCGGCUACAGCAGCGGCGAGGCUCUGCAGUCGCAGAGAAGUUCGACCACCAGCGAGCACCUGGUGAGAACGGCCAGCGUCGGGGCUCGCAAUCGCACGAAGCCAAGAACCACUACGAAGAAAUCACCCGAGGUUGAUGAAAUGCAGGAAGACGAACAGCACGUAGAAAACAUCGAGCAACUUUCCCUCGUCAAUCCUUUGUCCCUCCUCACGCCUGAGCAGACGCUCGAGAUCCUCUCCUUUCUGAACAAGCACAAGGAUCAUAUUAAGAUGAUCCAGGGCACGCAGAACUUGAGCGACUCUGACGACGAUUCCACACUCAAAGCUGAUCUUCCUCCAGCCGUUAAAAUUGAAGUGAACAAAGAUGAAUCGAAGCAAGAGGAUAUUGUGCAUUCGGUGAUCGACGUCAAAGUAGAAGAAGUGGCACGCGAAGAACCGCAGGAUAACAAGAUCGUAAUCGAUGUGACGAACAUCAACAAGGAGAUGUGCUCCGAAAAACUGGACGAGCUAAAGGAGCUGCUGCAGAACGCCAACAAGGCAGUGGCCACUAUAGUCUCGUCCCAGGAGAACCUCAGUCAGUUGGACGGUGAAAUCUCCAUCAUUCAGAAAACGAAUACAUUGGAAAUCAAGAGCAGCCCAAGCAUCUCACGUAGUAGUUCACCAGACUGCAGUGAGCGCGCGGGUAAGUACCACAAAAAACCUGCACCGAAAGCUCCGGAGACAUCCAAGGAAGAAGAUGACGAGGAGGAGGAGAAGGCUCUCAAGGCUACGCUGGUCAUCAAGACCGGCACCGUUAAGAGCUUCACGGACAACGAGCCUGUGAAGCGCAGAAAGAAGUCCAGUGCGAAGACAGCCGCGAGGGAUAGCUUCUCGAAACUACUCACGAUCCCCAAAAACAUCUUCCACAACGCUUUUCACAAGGACAGUAAGGAGGACGACGCCAAAUCGCUGAGUUCAGAGAAAUCGGUAAGCUGCGAGAACGUGGAUGUGACCAACGUUCUACUGCAUGCCAUGCACGACGACAAGAACAGAUCCAGCGAAGGAGACACCUACAUUAGUCUGAGAUCCGACAGUAUCGACGGCGACAUCGCGACUUCGCAAGUACAGAAACCGGAGGAAGAAGAACCGAAGAAUAUCCGAAAGGAGGAGACGAUCGUUUAAGACUUAAUCCUUCCUAUCACACGAUUUCCCUUCCCUCUUGUCGUUAGCUUCGAGAGGACGUUGAAGACCGACUCAAGCUGAGCAUCACGAGCUUCGCGACGUUGCCUCGCAGCAAAAAACCGACAAAGAAGAGGGUCACAUGAAACUCAUCGGUUUUUGGCCACACCAAGGAAUAGGACCAAAUGCUUCUUCACAUUUUCACCCCGAGUGUUUUUGAAAGGUUGGCGUCGAUAUUCACCAGAAUAUAAAAAAAAAAUAAAUGCGAAAAGGGAAGGGUUAUCCAAUGGCCAAAAAACGCGCAAUAAGGGUAUUGCAAAUGCUUUUUAGCAGUUGCAUAUAUUUUAUAUAUAUAUAUAUAUUUAUGUGCAACUGCUAAAAGGUUUAUAUAUAUAGCGUUUAAGAUUUUUUGAUGAACAGCUUAUUAUUUAAUAAGUUCUGAAAGGUGUUCAAGAGUGCGAAAAAGAUUUCGGAUUAAAGGUGUUACUGACAACUUGUUGGAGGUUGUAUACAAGCAAGUUUUGAAUAGUUAUUUUAUAGAUAAAAUUCUGCGUCGCCAAUGGCCUCAAUAGAGUCUUUUUCUAAAUCUUUAUGCAAAAUUUAAUUUGAUCUUCAAACUGGUUUUCAUAUUUUAAGACGUACUCGACUAUAACUUAAAUUUUAUUCUUCUUCUAAUUAUUUUAAGACUGCUAUUUUUUUAUGAAGUACUUUUUCUUUUAUUCUAUUAUUUUUUAGUAUCUAAGUUAUUAAAUCGUAUCUGAAAGUUAAUAUUUCAGUUCCAUUCACAUUCAUUUUAUCAUCAUACGCGUUUACAUUCUAUUUUUCUUUUUUAUUAUAAAUAAUAUGAAACAACCACCUCGAAAAUAACAUAGAGAGCUACGGAUAAUAAAUAAGGAUGAAUCUGACAUCAAUGCGACGAUGGUUAAAAUUCAUUUGUGAUAAUACGGUAAUCGACGCUCACGCGAUGAGAACCUUACGCAUGAAGACGGAAAAAUGUUAUUCUAGUCACUCACGAGAAACAUCUUUCCUGCUGGUGUCUAACUGAUCUAAGCCUGUUUUGUCGUAUGUGCCACUUUGUAUUUGUAAAAAGAUUUGUCGUUUGUCUUCAUCAAGACAACAAUAACUUGAAUUUGUAACAUCUAUAUACAUGAUACUUUCUAAAAGUGUGUAUUGAUAUAAUUUUUCCAUGACAUUUCAUUAUACGUAAGAAUUAUCGAGUCGAUUCAUCAGCAAAUAGAUGAGUUGACAUUAAAAAUUGUUUUCUCACUGCUAACGCUUCGGCGCACAACACUAAACUGCUUUUUAAUAUAUAAUGGUUGAUGCUAAUUAAUGGCAUCAUCUUUUCAACUGGGAUUUGGUUAUUCCAACAUUUUUUAUGAGAGUUGUGAAACUUGUAAAUGAUCCGUUAUAAAAUGGUAUAGCGCACAAGUGUUGCGGUUCAAAUGUGUAUUGAUUACUAUAUUAAGUAAUUAAGAAAAAUUAAGGGUGUCUAGAUAGGUGGAAAGUGAAAACUGUUUUAUUCUUAACUAUAUGUAUAGAUUACACAUUGUUUCUGAUCCAACGUCAGUUAUCAGUUAUUGAAUUAACUUUCUUUUGUAUAAUUUCAACAUACAUAUUUCGGUUUUCACUUUCUAAAUUAAUAAGAAUUGGUUUACUGUUGUUAGAAUAAUAAUAUGCAUAGUUUAUUGUAUAUGAAUUGCGCCUUGAGUAAUUGAAUGAAAAUUUACCGGAAUAAAGAAUUGUUUGUUCGAUCAAGAUCGAGCAAAAUCUAAAAGAAAUGCGUACGCUGAAAUCUUCUUGCGUUCGAUCGGUUAAUAUUGAAUUUAUUUAUUCUAUUGAAUCUUGCAGAAAAUAUAUUACAUCGUGUGAUGUUUAACAUAUCUUUUCUAUUCUCUUUGCUAUAGAUAUUGAAAGUUUAAAAAGAAACUAUGUAUGACGCCUAGCGCAUAAAUCGGUAGUGAUUGGUUUUGUUGUCAAUAUAAUUAGAUCAGUGAAAACAAGUUAACCUCGCUAAAGAUAGUAUGCUCGAUGUUUGUCCAGUUCAUAUUACAAUAGUCAUCGAUUGUUUGGCAGAACGAUUAUGACAAGACAAGUGGUUCAUUAUUACUGGUGAUUGUUUUCGACUCCACGAGUUAACUAAAAGAUGUUUAUUCUAUCAAGCAAGUGUGUCUAAGUAGAAUUUUUCAAGUUACAAAUGCGAAUAUGAAAGCUGAACUUCUUUGUUGUAAAGCUUUACAUUACCAGUUAGUUUGAUAUACUAUUGUUCAUUUUAAGUACUACAUUUAAAAAUAUGCAUGAUUAAACAAAUCAAUUUUUUUUUAAUUUAUGUCGAACUGUUUCGUUAAUUGUCAGUCAUUUAAUGUAGUUAUUCAAGUUGACUUCUACAUAAGCCAGUUUUUCAUAUUAAAUAAGUUGAUUACAUUGUUGUGUUUAAUUGUACUCAUUAAAAUCAUAUAGAUUUCUUGCGCGAUUUUAUCUGAAAAAGAACUGCAUAUUAUGCUACAUUGUAAAGAAAUCACCUCGUAAUGGUGCUGCGAGUAUAUUAAUUCAUUGGACUGUUUUCUAUUCCCUUGAUAUCUAUUGAACAUCAGACUUCCUCAUGAGGAAGUGCAUGUUGUAUUAAAGUUAAACGUAAGGAAUGUUUUAAAGUUGUCAUGUAAUGUAUGAUAUUAAGAUGAGAAAAAGGGAAGCACGGAACGACGAUUUGUUUCGAAACAUGUUUGUAGUUCAAUAAAAGAUGUUGAAAUGUA